GGUUUAAGGAGUCGUUGGCAGCUGGGCAGUGGUGGCACACCUUUAAUCUGAGCACUGGGGAGGCAGAGGCAGCUGGAUCUUUGUGAGUUUGAGGAUUGUUUUCAUUGAAGCUGUCUCUACACUGACCUGGGAUUUAGGAAUCCUGUGACUUCUUGGGGAAACAGGAAGUGGAGAAGGACUAGAAAGAAGACUCUGGAGUUGUGAGGUCAGGACCCAUACCAGCUCCAAAGGAAAGGGGGCUUUGUUGUCUGAAAAGUGGUGAGACCAGGGAAACUGCUCCCCCCCCCCCCGGAAUUGCCACGGUUCCAGAGCAAUCUUCCACCAGCUUCCUGAACAAUGGAAAAAAUCCAUCUUUGAGCAACCACAUUCCCAGGGCCGGCUCCGCCUUCACUCCAGAGGUGAAGGUCGUUGGGGGCACGGAUGCCGAGGUGGGGAGUUAGUGGCAGUCCACGGGCGAGGGGAUGUGUCCCGAAGCUGCUACACUUUGGGAGGCUGAGGCUUCGGAGAGGUCAAGGAGACCUGGGAGACGCCGAUCCGCCGUAGUCCCGCACAGGUGCGCGCAGCGUGGACACUCCGCGGGGCACAGCCAAAGGCGCUGGAGUGCACUUGGAGAGUGCGGAGUGCGCGUGGGAGUUUAGCAGCCGCUCUGGAAGCCGCGGACCUGGGUAGCUCCGGCCCGGCUUCUCGCCCUUCCCCCCUCCCCAGGGUCCGCCCCGCCGCUUUGAUGGAGGUGCAAACAUUUGGGGGAGGGCGGGGGUGUCGGGACUGCGCCCGACGCUUUCCUUACAGGAAGCGCGCGCGGGAGCCCAUUGUUGGCCCCCAGCCUCCGGGCCCGCCCGGCCGGUCUGAUAUGGCCGCGCACCGCCAAUGGGCAGCUGCUCCGUACUUCAAAGGGUGUCCCGCCCAAUCCGCCGCGCCCCCCUGCGAGGCCACCUCGGAUGUAUUUAUGGGGAGGGGACCCAUUUUCUCUCCCCCAGAGACUUACUCUUGUCGCGCCUUGCGGGAGUUCAAGUGGAACCACGGCUCCCCAGGCCCUUACCCCCAUCCCCGCCCCCUUCCCCCCACAUCUCGGUCCCGGUCCUCCUUUGGCGAAUGUGCUGGGACCCAGGUGUGAUCUUUGGGCUCCGCAGAGUGAUCCUUUUUCUUGGAAAAGUGGUGGCGAGAGAAGUGAAGGUGGCUGUUGGGUAGGGAGUCAAGACUCCAGGGCGGUGGAGAGGGUGGCGGGAGGAUGAGCUCCCCGGGCACAGAGAGCGCAGGGAAGAGCCUGCAGUACCGAGUGGAUCACCUGCUCAGCGCCGUGGAGAGCGAGCUGCAGGCGGGCAGCGAGAAGGGCGACCCCACCGAACGUGAACUGCGAGUGGGUCUGGAAGAGAGCGAGCUGUGGCUGCGCUUCAAGGAGCUAACUAAUGAGAUGAUUGUGACCAAGAACGGCAGGAGGAUGUUCCCGGUGCUGAAGGUAAAUGUGUCAGGUCUGGACCCCAAUGCCAUGUAUUCCUUCCUGCUGGACUUCGUGGCGGCUGACAACCACCGCUGGAAGUAUGUGAAUGGGGAGUGGGUACCUGGGGGCAAACCAGAGCCUCAGGCGCCCAGCUGCGUCUACAUCCACCCAGACUCGCCCAAUUUCGGGGCCCACUGGAUGAAGGCCCCUGUGUCUUUCAGCAAAGUCAAACUCACCAACAAACUCAAUGGAGGAGGACAGAUCAUGUUGAACUCCUUGCAUAAGUACGAACCUCGGAUUCACAUCGUGAGAGUUGGGGGCCCGCAACGCAUGAUCACCAGCCACUGCUUUCCCGAGACCCAGUUCAUAGCAGUGACUGCCUACCAGAAUGAGGAGAUUACGGCCCUUAAAAUUAAAUACAACCCGUUUGCUAAAGCCUUCCUUGAUGCAAAAGAAAGAAAUGACCACAAAGAUGUAAUGGAGGAGCCAGGGGACUGCCAGCAGCCGGGAUAUUCCCAAUCAGGGGGGUGGCUUGUUCCUGGAGCUGGCACCCUCUGUCCACCUGCCAGCUCCCAUCCUCAGUUUGGAGGUUCGCUCUCUCUCCCCUCCACACAUGGCUGUGAGAGGUACCCGACUCUGAGGAACCACCGGUCAUCGCCCUACCCCAGCCCUUAUGCUCAUCGGAACAACUCUCCAACCUAUGCCGACAAUUCAUCUGCAUGCCUGUCCAUGCUGCAGUCCCAUGACAACUGGUCUAGCCUCGGAGUGCCUGCCCACACCAGCAUGCUGCCCGUGAGUCAUAAUGCCAGCCCACCUACUGGCUCUAGCCAGUACCCCAGCCUCUGGUCUGUGAGCAAUGGUACCAUCACCCCAGGCUCCCAGACAGCUGGGGUGUCCAACGGGCUGGGAGCCCAGUUCUUUAGAGGCUCCCCUGCACACUACGCACCCCUGACGCACACGGUCUCAGCCGCCACGUCCUCAUCCUCUGGCUCCCCGAUGUAUGAAGGGGCUGCUACCGUCACAGACAUUUCUGACAGCCAGUAUGACACAGCCCAAAGCCUUCUCAUAGCCUCGUGGACACCUGUGUCGCCUCCAUCCCUGUGAAUUGAACUCUCCUCCAUGUGCUGAGACUUGUAGACAACUGGAUCUUCUAGGCACAACAUGGCAGGCUCUUGGGACAAGGGGAGAAAAAGCUCUAUUUUCAAAUAAGAGCAACAGUACAUGUCUUAUUAUCUUGUCUCACAACCUUUUGCUUAACACCUGCAGUAGUGAUGCCAGGAACAGAGACGAGGCUGUGGUCCAAUUUCCUGUGACUGCAAGCUAGAGUCCUUUGCCUAGGGUCCUAUACCUUGUAUUUCUCUUCAACAUAGAAGUGACUUGGAAAUACUGGAAUUUGUCCUACUUUAGUGAGACACAAGGCACACUUCUAAUGUCCUCCCUUGUCGCUUUAGAGUAGUUAAUUUGGGGACAGAAACACCAUAGCCAGCGGAUUGUAACUGAACCGGAAACUGUUCUGCCCUCUGGAAGAUGCCUACUUUAAGCACGUGUAGCUUUUUGUGUUGGGAAGUCAACUGUGUGAUACUUUUCUGUUGACAAAGUAACCAAAGACAAUCUGCGGGAAGCCUUUUCUGCACAAUAAAGGCAAUAUACAGCA
This is a messenger RNA of Rattus norvegicus (Norway rat), 3092 nucleotides long. NCBI's taxonomy places the organism in Eukaryota, Metazoa, Chordata, Mammalia, Rodentia, Muridae. The record is from RefSeq and is a predicted model, not a curated record.